AUGGGCAAGGAAUAUGACCGGCUCGUUGAACACCUUCACAACUACACGAAGAAGGCUGAGAGUUUUAAAACCACCAAGAGACACUUGUCCCUUGAAAUUCUUGAGCUGAGCUGCCACCGUAGAGCCACACGAGCCGCAAAGGACAAGGAACCCACGUCCGGGCUCGCAAGACUUUGCGGAGAGGCGAUAAAAGAAGGCUUCAAAGACGGAAGCGCAGAAGUGCUCGCUGAGGCUGCAGAAGCGGGAAGGAACAUCUACUACGCUCGUUGA
This is a messenger RNA of Necator americanus (New World hookworm), 270 nucleotides long. RefSeq lists its product as uncharacterized. The transcript has a single exon. Bases 1 to 270 code for a protein of 89 amino acids. The record is from RefSeq and is a predicted model, not a curated record. Lineage: Eukaryota; Metazoa; Nematoda; Chromadorea; Rhabditida; Ancylostomatidae.